Messenger RNA from Pocillopora damicornis (cauliflower coral), 1920 nucleotides. RefSeq lists its product as uncharacterized. The record is from RefSeq and is a predicted model, not a curated record. Lineage: Eukaryota; Metazoa; Cnidaria; Anthozoa; Scleractinia; Pocilloporidae.
UGAGUGGUAACCAUCAAACGCUUGAAGUUAGCUACCUUCAACUGCCUUCCGACCUUUUUGCACUUAACUUUUAACCUCUGUUUGAGAAAAAUGCUUGGAGACUGUAUUUGAUUUUUAUGUCGCUUAUCAUUUUAAUGUUUGCUUGUUAUCAGUCACGAUAAGCGUUGAUUAAAGCUCUGUUUUCCAUAGGAACUCAGAUUAGAAGAUUAUUUACUUCAGGGGCGCGUACAAAGACCCGAGGCCACCAGGUUUGAAAGCAAGACAUAUCUUUGUUUGGAACACAACGAAGCUCUGAAAGUUUACUGUCACACAGAUAAAUGCCUCAUCUGCAUUUAUUGCCAGUUCUAUGGCAGUCAUGUGGGUCACGAAUGCGAGCUUGUCACUGACAUUGCCACCACGAUACGUGGGGAUCUAAGCAGCGUAUCUAAAAAAUUGGGCGAUCACUGUGAAUUGGUCAAGAAGUCAAGAGAAAAAGUGAAUAACACAAAGAACUCUGUACUGGCUACUCAAAUAUACCUGCAAGACAGGAUCGGAAAACACAUGGCAUUGUUACAUGCUUACAUGAGUAAGGGAGAGACGUCGCUGAGGGAUGCUGUAAACGAUAAAACGAACCAGAAGAUAAUGUUUUUGAAUAAUCAAGAGAGGGCCAUGUCAGGUAUUGUGGACAAAUGUGACUUAGCGCUUUUUUUGAUCGAGGAGUGUCAAAAGAAUGACAGUGCGUUGGUUGACGAGAAGCCCAACAUAGAUAGUCUCAUCGAUGAGGUCUCCGCUUUCAUGGAGAAGUGUGAGCUGGAGCCGGCGGAAACAGACAAUCUGACAUGUUACUUUGAGUAUAAUCUUUUAGAUUUGCUUAAAACACAAAUCGGUGGAGUAAAGAUUCUAAAGCCAGGCCAAAAAGGGAGCUCUAUUUACAACUUCAACGAGCAUGAGAUGUGGGAGGAAGGGAAAACCAAGGAUGCGGAGGUUCAAACAGAGGAUCCACAGGAAAGCACAACUCAUCAUACACCGCAAGAUCUGGUGGAAACUGCUGACUCUGGCUUGACGGCGCAAGUAAGGGACAACAGUCCUUCAGCCCUAGUGGAUCCAGAUGUCAACGAUAAAGAUGAUCUUGAUUGCAACGGUGACGAGAAAGUUAAUGACGAUGAGAAUGAAGUUGGACUUGAGGGAGGGGUGGGAGGCGAAUCUUCAGUCCUUGUUGAUCCUAACCUGCAGAUAUCAACAGAUUCACAAAGCUCUGGAGAAGUAAUAACUGGAUUACUGGAUGAGAUGCUUAGAAAAGUGGACGGAAUCGCAGUUGCAGAUGGUGACGAUGGCAGUGACAAUGUCAAACAAGAGAUCGAGUCUGACGAUUAAACAUUGAACUUGGAUCAAGUCCCCAACGAAUUGAACGUCCACUGUCUCCGAUAUAGUAUCGCUGUUUUUCUAGACUUAUCACGUGAAGGGAGCGUAAAACAAGUAGAUUACUUGUAUUCUGGUUUUUUCUUUUACGGUCCCUCGAGCAUGGUGGGAUAGGAAACGCAAAAUUAAUGUUUGGACGGGAAGAGACUAGGAACACAAGUCGGAUAUGCGCAAGCGGAUCAAUUUUGGCCAGCCGUGCGCCAAAAUCCAAGCAAGAUCAACAUUUUCAAAACGCAAGAAACAAUCUCUGUCAUGCAAAAAAGGCAAAAAAAUUGGAACAUUCAUAGAAUCUGUGAGAGGAAAAUUAAGUAGGGAAAAGACAAUUUGAGACUUCUCGAACGAUCCGCAGUUACACAGUAUAACAAAUGAUGCUAAUAGUUUCUCUUUAAAUUUUUAGUGUCUGUCUAUGUAAUUAGCCAUUAUGCCUUGACUUGCAAAUAUAUAUCUACUCACAGUAAAACGGUAUUUUGUAGAUUUGUAUGAUGCAUUGAAUUAAAGGAAAUAGCUUUAAACAGUUACGGA